AUGGAGGCUGACAGAAAAUACGAAGACGCGGAGUACGCCACCGCAAUUGAGUUGUAUACAAAGGCUAUCGAGCUACAGCCACUAGACAAGGCUACUCAACUCAAGCACCUCUAUGGCAAUCGCAGCGCGGCGUGUUUUAUGGAUCAUUGCUAUGCCGAGUGCGUCUUCGACUGUCUAGAGGUAAUCCGACUCGAUCCGACCAACACGAAGAUGAUUUCCCGCGCGGCCCGCUCCGCCGCAACGAUGGGAGACCUCACACAAGCCAUAAAGAUCCUCGAGAAGACGCCGUCCGAACACCUCACAGACGCCAUUUCGAUCGAGCUCAGCAAGUUUAAAAGCGGGCUUGACAUUUACCGACGCGCCGAGCGGGGCUUUGGUACCUCCGACGGCGACGAGCGGUAUCGCAUGUUGGUUGCGCAGUUCAGCGAUACCGUCCCCUUUCGUGUGCGCUACGCCGAAUCGCUGAUGGAGCAAAAGCAAUACGCAAAGGUCGUGGAAGCGCUGGAAGUGGUCGCGUCCUCCGCGAGAACUUCACAAUUGUGCAAGAUAAUGGCGACUUGCUUAUAUCAAUCAGGAUUUGAAUUCUUCGAGCGUGCGCGGUUGUGCUUGGCAAAGCCCUCCAAGCAAGAUUCGGACUGCGAGGAAUUACUAAAACUUAUCGAGAUUGUCGAGGACGGCAAGCAAAAGGGUAACAACGCCUUUGCAACCAAAGAUUUUUCAAGUGCGGUGAUGCACUAUACCGAAGCUAUUCGGCUUGCAAUUGAUAAUGAUCAAAUUCUUCGAAUUUUAUACUGCAAUCGCGCCGCUGCUCACAAAGAGCUAGGCAAUUACCGUGAUGGCAUUAACGAUUGCACUAAUGCUAUUUUACUAGAUAAGGAUUUUUGUAAAGCGUACGCGCGCCGUGCGCGGUGUUAUCAACACUUAGGGGACAAUUUUGCCGCGGUUCAGGAUUUCAAAAAGGCUCUUGAAUACGAUCCCUCUAAUCGUGAACUAGCCAAAGAACUGAAAAGCGCAGAGCAAAGUCUCAGCAGGGAGUCUGAACUGGAAAAGGACUUAUAUUACCAGUUAGGUUUAUCGCGUACGGCCACGGAUAAGGAAAUUAAAACCAAGUACCGCGAGUUGUCGCUUCGGUGGCAUCCAGACAAGUGCAUUGGAAUGAGUACGAUUGAAAAGGAUCGAUCUGAGCACAAGUUUAAGAUUAUUGGUGAAGCCUACGCUACACUUAUCAAUCCAUCGAAGCGACGGGAUUACGAUCUAAAAAUGGACCGCGAGCGCCUUUCACACCUUGGCAUGUACGGCGGCUUUUCAAGCACAUAUAGCAAUUCAGGAGAGUACAACCGAAACACCAAUCGGCACCGCACGGGACCAGGAGGAUUCUGGUAG
Phytomonas sp. Hart1 is the source of this 1383-nucleotide messenger RNA. Lineage: Eukaryota; Euglenozoa; Kinetoplastea; Trypanosomatida; Trypanosomatidae. The record is from the annotation of a GenBank genome assembly.